This is a messenger RNA of Bacidia gigantensis, 426 nucleotides long. RefSeq lists its product as uncharacterized. The transcript is spliced from 2 exons. The record is from RefSeq and is a predicted model, not a curated record. Bases 1 to 426 code for a protein of 141 amino acids. Lineage: Eukaryota; Fungi; Ascomycota; Lecanoromycetes; Lecanorales; Ramalinaceae.
AUGGCACCAUCAACACGUAAUGCGAAAAUAAGCAAACGCCCCCCAACAGAUGUACCACAAAGCAACUCCACAUCUAAUAAACGUAGGCGAGUCGGGUCUGCGGAACAAAAAGUUGAAGAGGUGGAUCUUAGAGACGUGAACUCUGAUUCUGAUCUCGCUCGCGUUCUCGAGCGUCAAAGAGCAGCCACGGUGAAAGCCCAGCAGGAUGAAGCGGAUAAGCCGACGAAAUUAGCCGGUGUCACCUGCGUAAUAUGCAUGGAGGAGAUGACAAACAUCACUGUAACCCAUUGCGGCGAGAAUCAAGACGGGAAAGGACAGUCAAAAUGCCCAAUGUGUCGAAAGAUCGUUCGACGUCCAAAGGACAAGGGCGUCGGCCAGAAUGUUAUCCCCCUCGAGAUUAAAGUUGCCACUAGUGGAAGAGCGUAA